GGAAGCCACACCAUCAAGUAAAUUCAUCUAGGCUAUAGGCCUACCAUACAUUGUUUGUUUGUUUGUUUUAAUGCCUAACUAUGUAUUUAAACUGUCGAAUGAAAACCAAUGUGAAGUGUCUGUCAGCUGCUUUAAAAGAUCGAGCAUCCUAAUAACUCCAAACACGGGUCAAUAAGCCAGCGCGCGCUCUCUCGAGCGUUUACCGCUACGGCAAAGCGCGUGUCCCGUUAAAGAGCGACAAUCUGCGUCAUGUGACGGCGGACGGACGGAGAGAUGAAGAUGGCGCAGCACCGGCGCUGAAGAGUAUCCCUGCUCACCGCGUAAAAUCACGGAAAACUGCAACGAUUACGCGCGAGAGAGCGCCCCGCGCGCUCGCGACUCGAGAAACGCUCAAGGUUAGCUCGUCCUCGCGCUGUUUUGUCGGAUUCCAGCGCUAAAUCACGACUGACCGAGUCAACGAAAUAAAUAAAUGAUCGUCUGCGUCCUCAGAUGUUGCCGCCGCCGCAUCCAUAACGCACGGAUGGGGAACCUGAGCUGACGCGUGAAACAUGUCGAUUGUUUCAUCAAACACACGGCUGUGAGAGAGAAAAACCACGUCUGACCGUCUGCUUCAACUUUACCGUGUCAUCGUGCAUGACAUUUAACCGAAACUCUUCUGAUAUCUUGGCUAUUUAACCGGGAUCAUGUGGACACCGACCGAGGACGAAAAAAUCGGAGUGGUGGUCUGUAGUUUCCGCGGAUCAGUAUCACUUGGUCUGACUCUAGAGCUUGGAGAAACGGUUCACAUCCUUGAGAAAUGUGAAGGAUGGUACCGAGGAUUUUCCACCAAGAAACCUUCAAUCAAGGGGAUCUUCCCAGCCGGCUACGUUCACUUGAAGAAGGCCGUCGUCACGAACAGGGGGCAAUAUGAGACGGUGGUCCCGCUGGAGGACCCCAUCAUCACAGAGGUCACCUCUACGCUGCAGGAGUGGUCUGUCCUGUGGAAGCAGCUGUAUGUGAAGCAUAAAGUCGAUCUCUUUUACAAGCUCCGUCACGUGAUGAACGAGUUGAUUGAUCUGAGGCGACAACUGCUUUCAGGCCAUCUGACCCAGGAUCAAGUCCGUGAAGUCAAACGCCACAUCACUGUACGACUGGACUGGGGCAAUGAGUGA
Molecule: messenger RNA, 1151 nt
Organism: Carassius auratus (goldfish)
Lineage: Eukaryota; Metazoa; Chordata; Actinopteri; Cypriniformes; Cyprinidae
Product: dedicator of cytokinesis protein 3-like
Exons: 6
Coding region: 684-1151 (155 amino acids)
Biological process (GO): small GTPase-mediated signal transduction
Cellular component (GO): plasma membrane; cytoplasm
Molecular function (GO): guanyl-nucleotide exchange factor activity; small GTPase binding
Source: RefSeq, a predicted model, not a curated record